Messenger RNA from Gongylonema pulchrum, 546 nucleotides. NCBI's taxonomy places the organism in Eukaryota, Metazoa, Nematoda, Chromadorea, Rhabditida, Gongylonematidae. The record is from the annotation of a GenBank genome assembly.
AUGGAUUUGGAAAUUAUCCUGGAUGCAUCCACUAGUCGUCAGCAAGUAUUUGAGCAUCAACGUGAGCUGGCACUUUCGCUGAUCGAACGCUUACCUAUUGAUGCUGACGCAACUCAUGUUGCUGUUGGGAUUAAUUCAUUUACUUCGGUACCAACACUGCGCCAAACGCUUGGUCUGGGAAGAGAUAAACAGAUGGUGCGUCAUGCCAUCGAAGACAUAAAGUAUAACGGAGGAAGUACUUUUACGGCUCAAGCGGUCGAAUUGUCUGUUGAAGAUCUGCGUCGCGGAAGGCGUCCGGAUGCCAUCCAGGUAGUGGUGUUAAUGAACGAUGGUAUAUCGCAAGAUCCGUGGGAAAAAGUGCUCCAAGCGAGUGAGUUACUGCAGUCAACCGGCGCUGAACUAUUUGGCGUCGCUUUGGGCGAUAAAAUCGAUUUGCGCGAACUGCACCGCUACAUCGGAAGUGAUGAACGAAUUUUCAGGGAUAAUUCAACCGAACGGUUUGAUAUGCUAACUCAUGGCCUUAGUAUUACAAAAUUACCCAGGUAA